CCCCUCGUUUCAAAAGAAUACAAAACCUAUUUCCGCUCUUACCAGCCUUGUAUUCAAAAUUAUAGCAUAAAAUAACACGCAAAAUUCAAAAUAAAAAUACCAUAGAAAACCACCAUAUUCUUCCCCUCUCCUCUCUCUUCGUUCCUCUCGCCAUGGGCGAUCCAAUCCCUCCAAUCCCUAACCCUAAUUCCCCCCAAUCGCCGCCGUCCUCCCUUCCGCUGCCGGCGACGGCGCCACCGCCCCCUUAUUCCGGCUGGCGCUCCUUCUCUGUCCCCCGGCCGGCGAUCCGAGUGACGUCGGUGUUCGACAGCGACAGCUCGGCGUUCUUCCACAAGGUCUCCUGCCGCCUCUUCGAUCGACUCGCCAAGAUCAAGCUCUCCUUCCAGAACGACCCCAGCGGCGAGGUCGCCUUCCCCCAGCUCGGCUUCCUCACCAAGCACUUCGCCGUCCUCUACGACCUAGAGUCCCGCAAUGCCCUCCUCAAGGGCUCCUUCGAUCUCGCCAACUUCCUACAAGUCCGGGCCACCCACGAUGUCAAAGAGCAACAAGGAGAAGUGGCAAUGGUAGCAAGCCUGGCCGAUCCAUCAUAUAAACUGGAAUUGUCUUCUUCUGUUCCGUCAGUGGGAUUGCCAAAAGCAACUAUUCAUUUCCCCCUUGGUGAAGUUUCAGUCGAGAAGGAAACUAAGGAAGUUGAGAACGUACUAUCAGUAAAUGGGAUUUUGAAAGGUCAUAUGUUGAAUGGAGUUUGUACUGCAUUAUAUAAGGACAAUGAUUUGAACCUAAGAUACUGUUAUAAGGAUGAGGAAUUGUCAUUUAUUCCCAGUGUCUACUUACCUUCAAAUGCCCUAUCCUUUGCAUUCAAACGGCGUUUCAGUCCUUCGGACAAAUUAAGCUACUGGUACCACUUUGACUCCAGUGAGUGGAGUACGGUUUAUAAGCACACUAUUGGUAAAGACCUUAAAUUUAAAGCUGGCUAUGAUUCUGGCGUGCGACUUGGAUGGGCUUCUCUUUGGGUUGGAGAGGAAGAUGGCAAAACAAAAACCGCCCCUAUGAAGAUGAAAGUUCAAUUCAUGCUCCAAGUCCCUCAAGAUGAUAUUGGUAACUCGAUUCUCAUGUUCCGGGUGAAGAAGAGGUGGGACUUCUAGUUCUUAUGUCCUCCCUUUGUUUUAACAAGUUGAGAUAUGCAUAUUGGAAGUCGGGCCUUUGUUGUAUCAAAUGUUGGGGUUACAUAUGACUGUUAUAUAAAUGUCUAUGAUUGCCUUGUUUCAUGGCCAAACUUUUUUUUUUUGAUUAUAAAUGUCGAUUCUUGAUACCAAGUCUGAAACCUCAUAUAGGAAACUGUGGUCUAAUUAACUCUCCAAAUUGACUGGCA
Phoenix dactylifera (date palm) is the source of this 1372-nucleotide messenger RNA. RefSeq names its product chloroplast outer envelope protein 37 (gene OEP37). Gene Ontology annotation, biological process: monoatomic cation transport. Gene Ontology annotation, molecular function: monoatomic ion channel activity. Lineage: Eukaryota; Viridiplantae; Streptophyta; Magnoliopsida; Arecales; Arecaceae. Gene Ontology annotation, cellular component: chloroplast outer membrane. The record is from RefSeq and is a predicted model, not a curated record.